AUGGCCGUCCCGACUGUCCAGAUGCAAGCGACGAAUAAGAAAAAUUGUGCCGAGAGAAGAGCACAUUUCCAUGUAAAGGCUAUGGAGAAUGCGUGCUAUGGUCAUGGGUCCGAGACGGGCAGUCGCAAUGCCUUGACGGGUCUGAUGAAAACGUGUGAAAAGUCCCUCCGAGAAGCGAUCAGCCAAAAAAUCGGACAAUCCGACGCUGGGUGCAAAUGUACGGCUGGCGAGAUGCCGGAUUUGAAAGGGAAAUGUAGAGCCGUCAACGUCUCCAUCGUCUCUACCCCAGAUCCAGAUCCGCCCUGUGGCUCUGACAAAUGGGAUGGCUUUAGUGAGAAUGACAAGAGAAAUUUCCUAGGGCUAAAGUUGAGUUCACUUGGCAACUUUCCAAAAUGUGUUGCGGCUUUGGAGAAUGGGAAGGUUUUGAUACGGAUGGCGUGUGGAAAUGCUCCUUGUGAUUUGAAUAUUUUGAACGAUCGCCUUGUGAAAAAUGCUAAUGCUUCUAUUCUUGGAAUCCCAGCUUUGGAUGCAGCUUUUACAAAAUCUAGAUUGUCUUUUGAAGAGGCGAAACAAUGCGAGGAUGAGAAAUUAAAUGAUUGUCACGAAAAUGCAAAGUGUUUAGCGAACGGGUUAUCUUAUAGUUGUACGUGUAAAGACGGGACAAACGAUACCAUGCCGGAACGACCGGGACGGUUUUGCUUUGGGAUUCCGGAUGAGGAUAACUGUGUUUUAUUAUUUGACGUGUGCUUGAUCUUCUGGAUAUUCUGCCUAAUCGGAGCGUUGUUUCUCAUUCCGUUACUAUACAUGUGUUGCACCGGGAUUGUUAAAAAAUGGAAGAAGCGGAAACGGGGGAAGGUGUCGCCGAAUGUUGCGUUUAAUACGAAACCAACUGUGAUCACCCUCGACAAUUUUGAGCAAACAAACACGGCUAGGCUAUUACGACAAGCUUUAGGUCCGAGAGCUUCAGGUGUAAUCGCUAGUGGAAAAGCGCUUCAAAAUAUGCAACUAAAAGGGAUUCUAAAACCCAGUGAGAAUGGCUACUUCUUUGAGGAUGACCACGAAUUGGAGGCGAUGACACAGCCAGCUACAGUAGCUUCUACAGCAAUACCAUCACCAGUUGAUACCUCUCCUCAUCCUACUGAACCUCCGACAGCCAGAUCAGCCUCGGCCCCGCCGAAUAAAGACCAACCCCUCGAUGAUGACCGGAAGUCUCUACAUCAAAGCAGUUCCUCCCCAAGAUUGGCCGAAAUCGCAGGCAGCCCGCCGCUAAUGCGCUCUCACUCGGUUCAACCACGCGUCGGUUCCGCCCAAAGUGCCGGAGCUGUCGCAGCCGGUGCAGCAGCCGUGGUAGCAACAGCCCUCGGCAAAUCUCAAGCCCAAACCGCUCCCGCUUCGCCGGUUUUUUCGAUUCGGUCCCUCCAGGUGCCGGCCACCUCUAAAACGGCCCCUCCAACUCCGCAAGUGAAAGAAGAGCCGCCCUCCUUCGCACCCCUGGCCUUGUCGAAUUCGUUGGCUGAUCUGCAGACCCGGGAGUUGAUCCAGUCCCCGGCACCCUCCGUCGUCUCAAAAGCCUCUCGACAUGGGCAACCAACAAUCUGGGAAACCUAUCGAGUCCUCGGAGAUCAGUAUGCAAAACCAGAAUCAGCCCGACCGGACUCGUCGGAUUCGCUGGACAAACUUAUAAAAGAUCGAUAUCCAACCCCUCCUCAACCUGAAGUAGUACCACAAGCCGCGCCAAUAGUCGAACCAAUUGGAGCUCCAUCUUCCCCCGCACCUCCUUUAAUUAAAAAACAGCAAAGUCAAGCGGAAAAGCUAGCAGAAAUGCUUGGGGUUGAAGUGAGCCCAUCAACCGAAGAAACAACAUCAAAAGAGGAAGGAGCUCCAGUGGAGCAAGUUGAGAGACCGACAAAACUACCCGAGCCUGAAGAUGAUGAAGCUGCAUUGAUUGAACUAUCGGAGCAUGGGGGAAAAAUUUUGAUUCCUCUCGAAAAAUCAAAACAUGAAGUAGUUGAAAUGGAACAAACGAAAGAAGAUUCGGACAAAUCUUCGAUAAAAUCGGAUGCUUCAUCAGAAGCUGCCAAGAAAGGGCCAACGUUCACGAAGAAGCGGGUAGAUGAACUGAAAAAAGAGCGCACAAAGUUGCCUGUCAAAAAGGAUUUGUUUAUACCGAAGGGACUUCCGCAACGAAGGUUUGAUACCUCCCGCUCAAGGCUGCCACAACCAUCUGUUUCUAUUUAUCAGAGAAGGCCAUUAUUGAGAGAGUCGAGUACUGAUGAGGGAAGUGAUAUGGAGGUGGCGAUAAAACAAUUUGAGGAUGCUGUGCAAACUGGAGGUUUUGGCUAUCAAAGUCGAAGACGUGCGCAUCGAAGAUCACCCGAACGUCAAUUAUCGUCAAUUUCCGAGAAAAGCGGAGAGAUUGCGGAUGCGGCACUAGAGACCCCAAUGGACUAUACUCUAUCCGCCCCAACCACAACACGAGACAGCUUCUACCUCCAAGCCCCUGCCUAUCGACGAAGUCCAUUGGCAAGGCGAGCACACCUCCUCGCAUCUGAAGGUCCGUCAUCAGACCCUGAUAUCCCACCGGAAAUGACGCCAACAAGUACAAGAUCUAGGAGAAGCAGAUCUCCGCAUCGCUCACCUGAACGAGUGGAGCCCAGAAGAGAUCUGAGAAUCGAGAGAGCUAGGGUGAAACCGAUAAAAAUGCCGCCAAGACCGGAAAUCGCUCCUCCGUCUCAGCCUCGGGAGACAUCGGCGCUUGGCUUUUUGCCAGCGGCUGAUGAGGGGCGGUCUGAAGUUAGGGCGAGACAUGAGAGCAGAGGACUUAGUCAACCCUCUACCAGCAGCGGACCUUUGCAUGGAAUAUUGGUGAAGCGAGAGCGCCGACCCCGAGGUGUUGUCAGCGCCAGAGAAUGCGGAGCGGCUUGUAGAUGGUGUCAGCACGAUGAGAAUAGUGACUCCAGCGCUUAUUACAUGCCUGGGAUACGCUCCAGAAAAGAUCCUGGCUUUUACUCUGCUAGAGCACGAUCUGGGUCGCCAGGACAAGCAAAGACCGCUCAUUCUACCAGCAGUCUACGCGGCUCCCAUACGGAUCUCUCCCCAUAUUUCAGCCCGGUGCGUGACUCGAGAAAACCACAUAAAGAGGGUCUUUGGUGGGGCCAUCCGCAUGCA
This is a messenger RNA of Mesorhabditis spiculigera, 3168 nucleotides long. Lineage: Eukaryota; Metazoa; Nematoda; Chromadorea; Rhabditida; Rhabditidae. The record is from the annotation of a GenBank genome assembly.